AUGGACGGAAGCAACACGAACCCUUUUUACCCAAUAUCCGAGCUCAAUGAAGAACAAAGGCAAACUUUGAGAACCUUGGCCAAUCUUUCAGAAGCAGACUUGAGAAAAGUCACGUUUCUAGCCACCCUUCACAUGAUCUCUCGCGGCCCUCAUGUAACGUCUACCCCUCUCAGAGAGUGGCAACCUCCAAGCACUACCACAGCUGGACCUUCAGACAAUCUUGACACCGAGGACCUUCCAGGUCGAAGCGAGUUCUGCAACGAUGCUUCGUGUCCCUGCAACUCCAUUAACUCCCCUGCUGACACCUCCAACAACUCUGCCCCUCAAAAUGAAGCUCGUGGGGGUUUCUUUGGCGAUAAUCCGAUGUUCACGGUCGAUCAUGAGCUUUGCGAAGAUCAUGCUCGCAUGUGUGGAGGUGAGUACUGCUACGAGUCGUCCGAGUAUUCUGACUACUCCGAAUCUCCUGGAGACGACAGCGAGAUGGAAGAUCUCGACGACUUUGGUAAGAUUUCAGUAGAUGUUGAUGAUUACGUCUACCUUGACGCGGAUGGAAAUGAGCUGGACUCCGAGGGGCCUGGAUUGUCAGAUUUGAGAUACGACUUUGAGAGUAUGGUGUGUUCAAAUGAAGAAGACGAAAACCAAGAGUAA
This is a messenger RNA of Colletotrichum phormii, 648 nucleotides long. RefSeq lists its product as uncharacterized. The coding region runs from base 1 to 648 and encodes 215 amino acids. Lineage: Eukaryota; Fungi; Ascomycota; Sordariomycetes; Glomerellales; Glomerellaceae. The transcript has a single exon. The record is from RefSeq and is a predicted model, not a curated record.